ACAGAGGAGGCACAGCAGACAGAGGAGGUACAGCAGGUACAGGAGACAGAGGGGGGACCGGAGGCACAGCAAGCAGAGGAAGUACAAGAGGCACAGCAAGCAGAAGAGGCAGCAGAACUUCUCAGCAUCUGAGGAAGAGGCAGCAGUGGGGCCCCUGGAUUAACCCCUGCUGACCCUCCGCUGGCAGGUGUUUAACCCCUGAGUUGCCGGAGCCCUUCCAGGGGCACAGGAUUAAGGGCGCCCUUUCCCUGGGAUUAACCCCUCCUAUGACUGGAGCCGCCGGGUGAUGCCCGCGGGCAGGGAGCGGAGCUGGCAGCGCCCCGGGGUCCUGGAUGCCUGAGCGGCUGCGGGAGCUGCGGACACUUGUUGCGGGAUCGCGGCUCCGAGCAGGUCUCCGGGGGUCCGCUGUGAGUCCGCAUCCUCAGCCCCUGCACCCCCCGGGCGGCACUUUGGCGGAGUUGAUGGCCGGGCGCGGAGGAUCGUGAGCCCGGAGGCUGGCACUCGUCCCCGGCAGCAGGGCAGGCUGGAUGCGGCUGGGGGCUGCGCGGAGCUCCGGGGCCCCCGAUGAUGGAGAUCCUGUGGCUUCUGCUCCUGUCUCUGCUCCCCGGAUCCGGCAGCGGACAAGGCGCUUACGCACCAGCUCAGGCUCAGAUCAUCCAUGCCGGUCAGGCAUGUGUGGUAAAAGAGGACAACAUGAGCGAGCGGGUCUACACCAUCCGAGAGGGAGAUACUCUAGUACUGCAGUGUCUGAUCACAGGACACCCGCGGCCGCAGGUUCGAUGGACAAAAACUGCAGGCAGUGCAUCAGAAAAAUUCCAGGAGACCUCCAUCUACAAUGAGACUUUACGCAUCGAAAAGGUCCAGAGGAUGCAGGGAGGUCGAUACUAUUGUAAAGCCGAGAAUGGGGUUGGGGUCCCGGCCAUCAAGUCCAUUCGAGUAGAUGUGCAGUAUCUAGAUGAACCCAUUUUAACCAUUCACCAGACCAUCAGUGACGUUAGAGGGAGCUUCUACCAGGAGAAGACCGUGUUCCUGCGAUGCACUGUCAGCUCCAACCCACCUGCUCGCUUCAUCUGGAAACGGGAAACGGAGACUCUGUCACACAAUCAGGACAAUGGUGUGGACAUCUACGAGCCUCUCUACACACAGGGUGAAACCAAAGUGCUGAAGCUGAAGAACCUGCGUCCUCAGGAUUACGCCAACUACACGUGCCAGGUGUCUGUGCGCAACGUCUGCGGGAUCCCGGAUAAAUCCAUCACUUUCCGCCUCACUAAUAAAACUGGAGCAGCUUGGUGGGGGCGAACAGGAGGCGACAAAAAGCUGUAUAGAAGCAAGAAAUCGCUCCAGUCUCCCCUAUGGCUCAAAGCAGAGGCCGCUCCUCCGGCUCUCAAGAUGUCCGUGAAUGAGACGCUGGUGGUGAAUCCAGGAGACAACGUCACCAUGCAGUGCACGCUUACCGGAGGCGACCCCCCACCCAAAGCCGUCUGGUCUCACUCCCCGAACCCCAUGCCACCCAACAGCAUUAGUAAAGGGGGGAACCUCACCAUACGGCACAUCCGAGCGGAGGACUCCGGCUUCUAUAACUGCACGGCCAUCAACAACGUGGGGAACCCGGCCAAGAAGACGGUCAACCUCCUAGUGAGAUCUAUGAGGAACCUCACCUAUCAGAUCACCCCUGACGUCAUCAAGGAGAGCGAGACCAUCCAGCUGGGCCAGGACCUGAAGAUCUCCUGCCACGUGGACGCCGUGCCCCAAGACAAGGUCCAGUACACCUGGUACAAGAACCAGAAGGUCAUAAAGACCUCGGACCGCAUCGUGAUCACCAAGAAUGACCUAGAACUGCCCCCGGUCACCAGCAGCCUGGAGAUCAUCGACCUUCGCUUUAGUGACUAUGGCACCUACUUGUGUGACGCCUCGUUACCCAACCUGCCCCUCACCCUGAACAGCAGCGACAUCAACAUCUCCGCAGAGACAGUCCCUCCGUCCAUCAGCGUCCCCCGGGGGCAGUUAGUCAUCACCGUAAGGGAGGGGUCCACCGCGGAGCUGCAGUGCGAGGUGCGAGGAAAGCCGCUGCCGCCGGUUUUGUGGACUCGAAUGGACAAGGAGGCCACGUUCCCCAAUGGUGAAAAGCUCAUAGAAACUCCGGACGGAAAACUGAGGCUGGAAAACGUCACCCGAGAAAUGAGCGGAGGCUAUAAGUGUCAAACGGCGAGAUAUAACGGCUUCAACAUCCGAUCCAGGGAGGCCGCAGUGCAGCUGAAUGUGCAGUUUGCACCAGUCGUGGAGCCUAAGUUCCAGGACCUCCGUUUGCCGAUGAAGCGCAGCGUCACCUUGAGGUGUAACAUGUUGAAGGGGAGUCCGGUGAAAGUGGCCACUGCGGUUUGGAGGUUUGAGCGGAGCCUGUUGAGCGUUCCCCCCAUAGAGCAGCAGGAGUUUUCUGAAUACAAGAUCAACAGCACGAGGCGGGAGACGAGCGGCACCUACGAGUGCACCAUCUCCAACGACGUGGGCUCCGACUCCUGUGUCUUUCAGGUCACUGGCAGAGCAUACAACCCCGAGUUCUACUACGACACCCUAAAACCCAUCGAGAGUUUCAAGCAGUUCAAGAAUUAUUCUUAUCUCAUUCAAUGGACGCAGAAAGAGCCCGGCGCCGUGGAUCCGGUCCUGCACUACAAGCUGGAGCUGAAGCCGCCAAACAUGAAGGGAAUGAACAGCUUUGUGGUGAAUAGCCGGGACCCCAGGAAAGGCUUCCUGUACGAGCUCCGACUGACCGACCUCAAGAUCCCCCAACACUACGAGGUGAAGAUCACACCGCACACCGUGUCCGGACCCGGCGACUCUGCCUCCCGGAGCAUCCGCUACAAAGAGCCUGUCAACUACCCGAGCCAAUCAGACAGCACCUGCAGGUUCGAGGACGACAAGCUUUGCGGAUUCGUCCAGGAUAAAUACGACUCCUUCGACUGGAUCCGUCAGAGCAAAGUAACCCAGAGCUUGAGGAGAACGGCGAACACGGGGCCGGAGAUGGACCGCAGCGGCACGCCAGAGGGUUUCUACAUGUUUAUUGAAGCCUCAAGACCUCGUCGGUUCGGAGACAAGGCGAGACUCAUCAGCCCCCUGUACAACAUAACCUCCAGGUUUCCAUCUCUAAAGACAACGUAUUGCGUGUCCUUCUGCUAUCACAUGUAUGGGAGGCAUAUAGGUGAGUGGAACCCCAUAUUUGUGCUCGCUUGUGCGAGGAAGAAAAAAAUCUUGUUUGAAAAAACCUCUGAGAAACUUGAAAUUCAAGAAAAGGGAAGCGUAUCUUCGGACGGCAAUUUGCUCAAAGAACGCAAACAUAGACAAUUUGUCAAAGAUCUUAGUGACUUCCGGGAUAAUAAAGCCUACCAGCUAGAAAAGAAAGGGGUCACCCCACCUGCGUCCGAAAUUUCCUCUUCAGACUCAGAAAACCCCCACAAGGGGGAAGGGACGGUCCCAGGAAGGAAGCAGCUACUUCCAAAAAGCAGGGGCAAGGUCAAACUCUGUACCAAUUACGAGACAGAAACAAGUGAGGCGAACACCGGAAAAUUAAGAUGGAAAAAGUUUUUUAAUAAUUCCAAUAAACAGUCCUAUGAAAAGCUGGGGAUGAAGGAGAGCGAACUAGCGGACUUAGCACUUUUUCUAUGGAACUCUGGGAGGAAGGCUCACAAAAUCCGGGUACACUACUGGAUGCUCUUCCCCAACUCUCACAGCCCCUACACCAACAUCCGAGGCAUCUGUUUGCACAAUGAACUCCACUGGGUGGGCACAUAG
Bufo gargarizans (Asiatic toad) is the source of this 3786-nucleotide messenger RNA. Its product is annotated as MAM domain-containing glycosylphosphatidylinositol anchor protein 1-like. Gene Ontology annotation, cellular component: plasma membrane. Bases 565 to 3786 code for a protein of 1073 amino acids. The transcript has 19 exons. Gene Ontology annotation, biological process: homophilic cell-cell adhesion. The record is from RefSeq and is a predicted model, not a curated record. NCBI's taxonomy places the organism in Eukaryota, Metazoa, Chordata, Amphibia, Anura, Bufonidae.